Molecule: messenger RNA, 933 nt
Organism: Dentiscutata heterogama
Lineage: Eukaryota; Fungi; Glomeromycota; Glomeromycetes; Diversisporales; Gigasporaceae
Source: the annotation of a GenBank genome assembly
AUGUCUGAAUCAAUAAAGUUAAAAUCCGAUAGCAACUUUGAUGUAAAAAUAAUCGUAGGAAGUGAAUCAAACAUUAAAGAAUUCAAUGCACAUUCAAUAGUUUUACGUUCUUGCUCUCUUUAUUUUCAAAGGGCUCUAUCAGAACGAUGGAAGAAUCAAAAACAUGGCGUUUAUAUUAUUACAAAGCCAAAUAUUCAUCCUAAUAUUUUUAUGUUAAUUCUUGACUACAUUUAUGCAGGAAACAAUAUAUUGCAUACAUCAGCUGAAGAUUCUUUAAAUAUAUUAGCUGCAUCUGAUGAGCUUGAACUUCUUGAUCUUGCUGAAUGUGCUCAAAAGCACUUAAUUAGAAAGUUUACUCCAUGGUUAUUCUCUAAUCUUAUAAUAUCACUUAAUAUUGAUCAUUUCAUAGCAUUAAAAGAAACUAUUUCUCGCUGCAUUCCUUUAAUUCGUUAUCAUUAUAUUCCUAAAGAUUAUAUUAACAAACAAAUUAAACUUUACCACUUGGACUCUAAUGCAUUUAUUAAAUCCAAAACCCCUCAAAGAAGAUCGAAUUCUAAUGAAUUUCUUAGUAAAACUCUCUCAUUUAUUUUUUCAAAAAAACCUUAUUUUUCAAUAGAGAAGAAACCAUAUUUUAGUAAAACUUCAAAUAGUUUCAUUUUUUCAUUUACCAAUCAAUCAAAUCCAGUACUAAGUAGAAUAAUACCUAAAAGAAUCAAUGAGGCUAUUUGGAAUAGUGAAUCAUGUGGACCUUCCUUUGGACAAUCAGAUCUAUGCAUGAAAGAUUCAAAUUAUUGGACUAGUAAUUGGGAAUUUUAUGAAAAUAAAAUAACUAAUUCACACCCGUUAAUUGCUGAAGAAUAUGAAGUAUUGGUAUUUGAUAGUUAUAAUCCAACGAUGAAUAAUAUAUUUUUACAAAUUUUGGAAACAACCAAA